CCAGCUUCCACCUUCUGAGGCACCGCCCUUCUCCCCCAAAGUCCCUAUCCUGUUUGCUCUGACACACGCUCUUCACUACGGGUCGUCGUAUCAGGACAUGCGGUUUGUGACCGCUCGGAAGACACGGGAACGUUAGCCGUCAUGACCAUUGCCACCAUCAAUGUCGCGUCCUUGAAGGCGAUCAAGAACUCUGUCAUUGGAAACCGUACUUCGAAGGGGGUUUACGGACGGGAUGAAACAUUUGUUACGAAGCUCGUUGAUGCGCUCAACGACCCCCCUGCUCCUGCUGGCGACUCAGCAACAGCCAUUCGUAUAGAAGCUUCGCACAUCAUCGCAUCCUUGUCGUAUGGCUCGCCGGACGCUCUGCGGACACUACUACGGCUCAAUGCGCCACAAGCCUUGCUCUACGCCAUUUCCACUUUGCAGCCCAAGGAUAGCGUCGCAUUGAAGGCUGCCCUCGCGCGUGCACUUCGGGCACUUGCGAUUGCUGUCGCGGACGCUGUCGGGCCCUCUCAGUGGGGUCUCGCAUCAAGCGUUUCCGAUCUUCGAGUGGAAGCGAAGGUGGCUCUCGACUACCUGUUUCAGCCCGAGGUCCUGGACGUGUACAUUCCCUUGCUUGUCGAUCCAUCGGCCCAGGUGAGCGCCGCGAUGGCGCAGCUCGUCGCGUCCGCGGUCCGGGAUGCUUCGCACAGGAUACGAAUAUCCGAGUGGAGCCCCCUCGUGGAGAGGUCUGUUGAGACGAAAGGGAAGCGUGGUUGGGAAAAACGGGAUCCUACGAAGUCGCCAAGCCGCCUCGGCGGCUGGAUUGCUCGUACGCUCGCCACUCUAUUGCAUCGUAAGGAUGUGAAGCUUCAAGAAGCAGCGCUCUCGGCCCUGGCUGCUCUAGCGAAAGACAACGAAACACUCGCCAUACGCUUAGCGAAGGGCCCACCGGGACAAGACUCUGUCCUUACAGUUGUGCUGUCCUUGUGCAAGUCUAGGAAUGUGGAUCUCCAAUUGGCUGCCUCCCUAUGUGCGACCAAUAUCCUACGCGCGUCAUCGUCUCCAAACAACUCUUACAUUUCGCCGAGCGAUCAGGCUACCGCGAUCACUAUCAUGCACGUCUUGAACCGCGUCAUCGGCUCAGAUACGGCGAACAACCAUACGAAGACUAAAGCUUGCUUCAUUCUAUACUACCUCGUGACGGACCAUAGAACGUUCUGUCAACUCGCGUUUGAACGCAACUCUCUUCAUCAGGUCGGUCAACUCGUCAGCGCCAUCACGCCCGUGGAGAAGACCACGGAAGUGGAAGAGGACGAGCCGGAGAGUGUUUCUCGACUUCGCGAGGCUGUGCUCACGGCAGUGGCGGCUAUCUCCUUAUUCGACAUCGACAUUCGGUUCGCAAUCACGGACGAGCUUCGACUUAUACCCGCGAUACAGGCGAGCCUUUCGCAUCCGUAUGUCGGCGUGCGAUACGCCGCAUGCCAAUGCGCUCGCGCGCUAAGCCGUGCGGUAGCCGCCCUGCGCACCAACAUCGUCGACACUGGUCUGGGCAUGUCCGUCUUCCAGCUAUUUAUGAAGCAGGAUGAGGAUCGUCGGGUGAUGCACGCCGCGUCGGCGGUUAUGUGCAAUAUUGUCACCGACUUCUCUCCGUUACGGUCGACUGUUAUCGAUCAGGGCGCUAUUACGAGACUCGUACAGCUGCUAAACCACGGAGAUGUCGAGCUGAAGCUCAACGCUCUGUGGGCGUUCAAGAAUUUGCUAUAUAAGGCCACACCGGAUCUGAAGCGACAAGUGAUGAGCAGCAUCGGCUGGAGCGAGAUGAACAACCUCCUAACGGAUCCGGACACCCGCAUACAAGAGCAGGCACUGCAUAUCGUACGGCAUAUCGCGGAUGGCGUAGACGAAGUUGACCUUGUAUUCUCGGAGAUGGGUGGUAGCGAGGCAAUGCUCGGCUCCCUCGCGGUCGCAAUGGAGUCUGACGAUGAGGAUGUGGUGUUGCAGGCCGUGUUCGUUCUCGCAAACGUUGCCAACAGCCCCGCCCACCAGCGGAGCAUAUUGUCGCAUCCACGGAUAUUGCAUCGCCUGCGGGAGUGUCUAGUAGAUGCGAAAGUCGAGAUUCGACGACCGGCAGUCUCCUGCGUCCUCGAGCUGGUUCGUCAUAAUCCGCGAAGUCAUCGCGAGCUCCACGAAGCAGGGAUUGAUUCUACGCUGCGGCACAUGUGCGAGCACACUUCACAUGUCAGCGCGAGCCCGACGCUACGCCUUGCCGGAGGGCGACACAUGGGUGCGGAGGAUGAUCUGGAGGUGCAGGAGAAGGCUCAGCAGGCGCUGCAUUGGUUGGAACACAGCUUGGAUAUGGACGUGUAGCUUUGUUCGACGGACUCGUAUCGUGCUUUCGAGGAUUGUAUCGCUACAUGGGUUCCUU
This is a messenger RNA of Dichomitus squalens LYAD-421 SS1, 2407 nucleotides long. RefSeq names its product ARM repeat-containing protein. NCBI's taxonomy places the organism in Eukaryota, Fungi, Basidiomycota, Agaricomycetes, Polyporales, Polyporaceae. The transcript has 12 exons. Gene Ontology annotation, biological process: proteasome-mediated ubiquitin-dependent protein catabolic process. The coding region runs from base 142 to 2349 and encodes 735 amino acids. Gene Ontology annotation, molecular function: protein binding. The record is from RefSeq and is a predicted model, not a curated record. Gene Ontology annotation, cellular component: GID complex.